Molecule: messenger RNA, 1572 nt
Organism: Durio zibethinus
Lineage: Eukaryota; Viridiplantae; Streptophyta; Magnoliopsida; Malvales; Malvaceae
Source: RefSeq, a predicted model, not a curated record
AUGGACCCUGAAAUUCCAGCGUGUUUGAAGUUCUUCUAUCCCUUGCUACACUUACCCUUUCGAAUGAUGUUUAUUUUGUGCCUCGCUGUAAUGAAAUCAAAGCAUCGUCUCUCAGUUCUCCUCUCUUGCAGAAUUCAAAUACGGUUCGUCAAUCUGUCAGCUGGUGUGAGCCCUGACAACGUUAACGUAAUCGCACUUUGCAGGGGUGACUUAAACCAAAGCCAAUGCAACAGUUGCCUCAACUACACCGCAACAGAGCUCGAGCGACUUUGUCCCUCCAACAAGGAGGCGACCGCGUGGUCUGAACUUUGUUUGGUGCGGUACGCCAACCGAAACAUGUACGGAAUGCUGGAGAACGAUCCUCGUACUUGUGCAUACAACGAAGCGAAUGCAUCAAACCCUGAUCAGUUCAAUCAGACAUUAAAUGAACUACUGAAUGAUCUGAGCAGCAAAGCUGCAGCUGGGGGUCCUCUUCGCAAGUAUGCAGCUAGUAAUGCUACAGCUGGUAACUUGCAAACGGUAUACGCAACGGUGCAGUGUACUCCUGAUUUGGACGAGAAAAAUUGCACUACUUGUCUAAAUUACGCGAUGGGCGAGCUUCAAAAUUGUUGCUAUGGAAGGAUAGGAUGCAGGGUUCUUAGACCAAACUGUCUCUUGAGGUUUGAAACUAAUUACCCAUUUUAUAAUCAGAUUACAGUUCCUCUGCCGUCACCGUCACCGACACCGCCACCAUCUCCAACAACUUCUUCUUCUCCGAAUUCAAUAGGAGCGCCACCAUCUCCAACAACUUCCUGUUCUCCGACUUCAAUAGGAGGUAAAGGAUCUGGCCUUUCUGCCGAAAGAUGUCAUUCUCUUUCCUUGAAAAUUAAUGCUAAGAAUAAUAAGAUCUUGACUAUAUAAGGAUUCUCUUAGCAUAAGAAAUGUAACUUACAAUUUUCUAAUGGUAUAUCUCUUGACUUUUCCGUUUUGGGUACAAAAUGGAUAUUUGAUUGUUUCCUUGAAUCCCCUGUAAAUGGCCCUUGUGUUUAUUCAUUUUCUCGCCUUAAGUUGCAUGCUACUGUUCCUUUGGCAUAACCACAAAGUUUUUGUUCUAAGAAACAAAAUAGCCAUUCCAUGAAUAAUUUUGUUGUUUUCUUCAAUUUUUUAUUGGGUUAAGAUUUACAUAAGGACUACACAGAAGACUUCUACUCAUUUAUUCAAGAGCGGCUAUCACUUUGGAAUUUUGAAGUUUGACCGUUCUUUGUCUCCACGAAGAAUUAUAAUAAUGAUGAUUCAAAAACAGUUUUUUUGAACUGAAAACUUAAUAGCGAAGGAAAAGAAAAUUUUAAUAGCAUUUUUCUAAUAAAGCCAAUAUAAAUCAGCUAAUUAAAUCUACAUGUACAGUAGAAAAUUAUAGUAAUAAAAAAGAUUUUGAAUACAUCAUGUAAAAACAGAGCAAGCAGAGCAAAGAACUUAGAAGGAAAUAGAAUAAUUUCUAGAAGACCAGAAAAUGAGUAGUGGUUUAAUAUGUGCCUACCGGAUUCUAAGGGAUCUUGCUUAUUUAUUUAUUUAUUUCUGCUUGUGGCAUUAAUU